Portunus trituberculatus (swimming crab) is the source of this 1014-nucleotide messenger RNA. RefSeq names its product microfibril-associated glycoprotein 4-like. The record is from RefSeq and is a predicted model, not a curated record. The transcript has 6 exons. Lineage: Eukaryota; Metazoa; Arthropoda; Malacostraca; Decapoda; Portunidae. The coding region runs from base 1 to 1014 and encodes 337 amino acids.
AUGUGGGCGACCUUGUAUGCAACAGUAAUUUUGGGGACAACAGGCGUGCUGGCUGAAAGUCCCAAAACGGAGAGCGCAUCCAAAGACCAAGCAGCCUCUUCAUGGGGAUCCGCACUAGUAGAAAACACUCCCACCCAAGAGUUCACUUCCACACCAAACCUCACAACAGAACCAACAUAUAGCACCAUUAUAUCAGAUCACCGUGUUCUAGAGCCCCUUCUCACACCACAGCCCCCAACUCCCCUACAGCCCACAAGCACACCAGAGCCCUCCACCAGCACAUCACCACAUCCGAUAGUCUCCUCAGUCCGACCCGUGGACUGUGCAGAUCACAUGCUGGUCGGGGCAAGAGUUAGCGGCGUGUACAAAAUCUACCCUUUCACGUGCUCGUGUGGAAAGCCAGUGCUGGUGUGGUGUGACAUGGAGACAGACGGCGGCGGCUGGACGGUAUUCCUUAGCCGCCAGCAACAGAACGUCCAGCUUGACUUCAACCGCACGUGGGACCAUUACAAGGCAGGCUUCGGCAGUCCUUACUCCGAGUACUAUUUGGGCAAUGAGGUGCUGCACCAGAUGACGUAUAGCCGUGCUUACGCCAUCCGUCUGGAUGUGGGCCUGGCCUCGGGAGGUUACGACUUUGCCACAUACAAGAAAUUCAAAGUCAAUUCUGAGGACAAGGGGUAUUCCGCCUCCUUGAAAGGCUUUCUGGCUGGAGGCACCAGCACCAGAAGCUGUCUCUGCUACAUGAGGGGCCGCUACUUCACCACACUUGACGAGGACCACGACAGUUAUGAAGGUAACUGUGCAUCAGUCAGAGGAGGAGCGUGGUGGUACAAUAACUGUAAGCAGUUCAAUCCCACAAGCAUCUUCAACACGACACUCAAACUGACCUGCAAUGGCCUCUCUAGGGCUGUGACGCAGCUCCAGCUCAAGAUCCGGCCAUCCAUCUGUGACUCUUCCCACAAGACCAUCCAUCUCACGGACACGGGCUGUGGCUGUGCUGCUCCGGAGCACUAA